AUGAAUUCUACUCUAAACAUUAAUGGGACCCUUUCAUCCGAUGAUGGAUUUUAUAUCAUUUAUUUAACUGACCUAAGCAACAAGAAUUACCUGAUGCUGGUAUUGGCUAUCAUCUACCUGAUCACUUUGCUGUUUAAUCUAGUCCUGCUGGCUGUGGUCCUCAUGAACUCCAGUUUGCAGAACCCCAAGUUCCUUGCAGUCUGUAACCUUGCUGUCAUUGACAUCUCGAUGAGCAGUGUUAUCAUUCCACAGAUGAUUUUUGUGUUUGUAUUUAACUUGAAUUAUGUCACAUUUGGAUCAUGCUUCUCCCGGAUGUUCUUUAUGCACUUUUUUGGUGACAUGGAGUCAUUUUCACUUGCUCUGUUAGCAUACGAUCGUCUUGUUGCUAUCUGCCUUCCUUUACGCUAUCCCACCAUCAACACCAAUCGAAGGAUGAUGCUAAUCAUAGCUGGCCUUUGGUUUUUGGUAUUUUUGCUCGAGCUCUUCCCAGUGUUUUAUGCAAGCAGACUUAACUUCUGCACUGCAAGGGUGGUGAGGAGUUGUUGCUGUGAGCACGGCUCAGUUAUUAAUAUAGCGUGUGGUGAUAAAUCUUUUAACAAAAUGCUGGCAACUGUUAAAUCUUUAUUUGUCCUUCUUGGUCCUCUGAUUUUUAUUAUUUGCUCUUAUAUCAUAGUGGUGGUAACAGUUUUACGAAUUGCGUCUGUAGCCCAACGCUGGAAGGCCUUCCACACCUGCCUCACUCAUCUGAUCCUUGUCCUCAUUUAUUAUCUGCCGGUGAUCCUGGCUUACGUACUGAGUAGCUUAAAAGUGAUUCAGUUAGCUGAUAUUUUCACAGCAGUUUUGUCAGUGUCUGUUAAUAUGCCACCCAUGCUAAACCCGAUUAUUUACAGCCUAAAGACUGAGGAGCUACGAGACAAAGUGAUUAAAUUUAUUAUGCCAUCAAAAGUGGCACCACAGGUGAAAUAA
Trichomycterus rosablanca is the source of this 966-nucleotide messenger RNA. RefSeq names its product olfactory receptor 52K1-like. Gene Ontology annotation, cellular component: membrane. The record is from RefSeq and is a predicted model, not a curated record. Gene Ontology annotation, biological process: detection of chemical stimulus involved in sensory perception of smell; G protein-coupled receptor signaling pathway. The coding region runs from base 1 to 966 and encodes 321 amino acids. The transcript has a single exon. Gene Ontology annotation, molecular function: G protein-coupled receptor activity; olfactory receptor activity; odorant binding. Lineage: Eukaryota; Metazoa; Chordata; Actinopteri; Siluriformes; Trichomycteridae.